This is a messenger RNA of Hippopotamus amphibius kiboko, 3319 nucleotides long. RefSeq names its product differentially expressed in FDCP 8 homolog (gene DEF8). The record is from RefSeq and is a predicted model, not a curated record. The coding region runs from base 1870 to 3129 and encodes 419 amino acids. The transcript has 13 exons. Lineage: Eukaryota; Metazoa; Chordata; Mammalia; Artiodactyla; Hippopotamidae.
GGGGGCCUCCGGUGGCAGCCAGGGUGAUCACAGGGCCCCUUGGUGGCCGUGCCGCAGGCAGAACAUGGGAGGCUGGUUCUGGCACCUCUGAGCUUCAGCCCCAGGUUCCUCAGGGCCGAGAGCUCCUGGGCUUUGCUCUGAGUUUCCUUUCCUUGCAGAGCGGUGGCGUCCACACCCUCCGUGAGGGGCGGUCUCUGGAGGAGGGGAGACCGUGCAGUAGGGGGCCUCCAGCAUCCCUUUCAGUGUCUGCCUUCCUGCGUGCUCCUCGCUGAGACCAAGCCUGAAUUUCAGGGGCAGGGGUGAACCUGGCCGGUUGCUGAGGCUUGCUGUUGGUCUCCUCAAAGCUUGCUGCCGCGCCCUGCACCUGCCGGGCCCCUGUGCUAGGAUGUCCUCCGUCUGCCCUUGGCAGCCUUGCCCCCCCACCCUGGGGAAAUGCGAUCCUCCAACUUGGCAGGAGAGAAACUGAGGCUGAGAGAGGUCAGGUGACCCCACUCGUUCACGCAUCCGAGGCCUCUGCCAGGCCUGGGGCUGGCACUGCCCAUGAGGAGGUUAAUGAGAGAAGCUUCUUACAAGAGAGCUUGUGGCCCAAGGAGGGCUGCUGGGAAGAGCAGAGGUGUUCCUGCCUUUGAGCUCCUCUGGCCAUAUUUUAUUUUAUUUUCUGAGUAGGGCCUGAGGACCUGUGCAUUUUUAAUUUUUAUUUAUUGAAGGACAGUUGAUUUACAAUGCUGUGUUAGUUUCUGGUGUACAGCAAAGUGAUUCAGUUAUAGAUACGGAUGAUUCUUUUUUUUAGUAUAAACUUUAUUGUCUGUGUGGGGUCUUUGUUGCUGCGUGCAGGCUUUCUCUAGUUGCAGAGAGCGGGGGCUGCUCCUCGUUGCGGUGUGCAGGCUUCUCAUUGUGGCGGCUUCUCGUUGCAGAGCACAGGCUCUAGGUGUGUGGGCUUCAGUAGUUGCAGCACGCGGGCUCAGUAGUUGUGGCUCGCGGGCUCUGGAGUGCAGUUUCAGUAGUUGUGGUGCACUGGCUUAGUUGCUCUGCAGCAUGCGGGAUCUUCCUGGACCAGGGAUUGAACCCUUGCCCCCUGCAUUGGCAGGCGGAUUCUUAACCGCUGCGCCACCAGGGAAGCGCCACGUCUUCUUUAUCUAUUCAUGUGUUGAUAGGCAUUUAGGUUUUUCCAUGUGUUGGCUAUUGUGAAUAGUGCUGCUGUGAACAUAGGGGUGCAGAUAUCUUUUUGAAUGAUGGUUUUCUCCAGAUAUAUGCCCAGGAGUGGGACUGCAGGAUCACAUGGCACCUCUAUUUCUAGUUUUUUGAGGAACCUCCAUGCUGUUCUCCAUAGUGCCUCUGGCCAUAUUUUAAAACGCUGGGAGGUUUCUGGGAGAGACCCCUUGGGGUGGCUCCUGGCCGUCCAGUCUCUUGGGGUGGGGCUGGUGAUCAUGUGACAUCAGAGGCAGUUUGCUCUGCAGCAACUGUGGGCUGCAGGCUGCACUGCCGCGCGCGCAGUGCUCCGCCCCCCCCGCAGGAGGCAGGCAUUCUCUCGUGUUUAUGGGCAGGAAAAUGCUCUUCACUGGGAAAGGCAGCAUGAAAUCAGGCCCGAUUCUUAAUCGUCACAAUGAUAACAAUAAGUUGCAGCUGAUAUGUAUUUCUGGCCAAGACACUCAGCACUUUGUAUAGACUAAGGUCACACAGCUGGAGCUGACAGAGCUGGGAUUUGAAGAGCGCCAAUUUGCUGACCACAAGGCUGUUGGGGUGAUCAGUCAGGAUUUGUUUUGGCUGCAAGAGACAGAAAUCCUCCUCCCAAUAACAGUUUAAACGGAAGGAAGCCUGGGGGUGAGCAGCUCAGGGCUUCCUCAGCACUCGGGAAGAAAGGUGGGUGCUAUGGAACAGGAUGAGAGGCUCGCCCGGUUCCGGCAGGCCCACCUCAACCCCUUCAACAAGCAGCUCGGGCCCAGGCAGCAUGAGCGGAGGGCAGGCGAGGAGGCCCCGGACAUCGCUUCUGAAGAGGCCCUGCCCGAGCUGCCCCCUGGGGAGCCGGAGUUCCGCUGCCCGGAGCGCGUGAUGGAUCUUGGCCUGUCUGAGGACCACUUUGCCCGACCCGUGGGCCUGUUCCUGGCCUCUGACGUGCAGCAGCUGCGGCGGGCCAUCCAGGAGUGCAAGCAGGUGAUCCUGGAGCUGCCCGAGCACUCGGAGAAGCAGAAGGACGCCGUGGUGCGGCUCAUCCACCUGCGGCUGAAGCUGCAGGAGCUGAAGGACCCCAGUGAGGAUGAGCCCAACAUCCGGGUGCUUCUCGAGCACCGCUUCUACAAGGAGAAGAGCAAGAGUGUGAAGCAAACCUGUGACAAGUGUAACACCGUCAUCUGGGGUCUCAUUCAGACCUGGUACACCUGCACAGGGUGUUAUUACCGCUGCCACAGCAAGUGUUUGAACCUCAUCUCCAAGCCCUGCGUGCGGUCCAAAGUCAGCCACCAGGCCGAGUACGAGCUGAACAUCUGCCCCGAGGCAGGGCUGGACAGCCAAGAUUACCGCUGUGCCGAGUGCCGGGCGCCCAUCUCUCUGCGGGGCGUGCCCAGCGAGGCCCGGCAGUGCGACUACACCGGCCAGUACUACUGCAGCCACUGCCACUGGAACGACCUGGCCGUCAUCCCAGCGCGUGUGGUGCACAACUGGGACUUUGAGCCGCGCAAGGUGUCCCGCGGCAGCAUGCGCUACCUGGCGCUGAUGGUGUCGAGGCCGGUGCUCCGGCUCCGGGAGAUCAACCCUCUUCUGUUCAACUUCGUGGAGGAGCUGGUGGAGAUCCGGAAGCUGCGUCAGGACAUAUUGCUCAUGAAGCCGUAUUUCAUCACCUGCAAGGAGGCCAUGGCGGCCCGUCUGCUCCUGCAGCUCCAGGACCGGCAGCACUUUGUGGAGAACGACGAGAUGUACUCCGUGCAGGACCUGCUGGACGCGCACACGGGCCGCCUGGGCUGCUCCCUGGCUGAGACCCACACGCUCUUUGCCAAGCACAUCAAGCUGGACUGCGAGCGGUGCCAGGCCAAGGGCUUUGUGUGUGAGCUCUGCAGAGAGGGCGACGUGCUCUUCCCCUUCGACAGCCACACGUCGGUGUGUGCCGACUGCGCUGCCGUCUUCCACAGUACUUAGGUUCAAACUAAGCAUUUAUGUCCUGAAGACUCGUGGAUGUUUGGGAGAAUGACACACGUGAAUCAAGAGAGAGGUUCGCAUUCCUUUAGCACAGCUGCCCGUAGGUGCCCCGCACGGCUCCUCGCACUGGGCUCCAGUGGAACCUGCCACACAGUCUCUGCUCACGCUGGUCUUCCCUGGAACUCGGCGU